Pogoniulus pusillus (Red-fronted tinkerbird) is the source of this 6442-nucleotide messenger RNA. RefSeq names its product calcium/calmodulin dependent protein kinase IV (gene CAMK4). The transcript has 12 exons. The record is from RefSeq and is a predicted model, not a curated record. Bases 986 to 2206 code for a protein of 406 amino acids. Gene Ontology annotation, molecular function: calcium/calmodulin-dependent protein kinase activity; ATP binding; calmodulin binding. Gene Ontology annotation, biological process: protein phosphorylation. Lineage: Eukaryota; Metazoa; Chordata; Aves; Piciformes; Lybiidae.
GAAAAUGCUGUAAAAAAAAAGUCAUGAGGAAAAAAUGUCACCUAGCAACCAAAGCUUGAACAGAAGCUCCACACUGACCAGCAGAGACAGAGCAAGCAAAAGAGCUGGGAGGAGGCAUGAGCAACGUGUUUAAAGACUGAUUGUCUGCUGAUCUGGUGCUGAUCUCAGUCCUGUUACAGCAGGUGAUCUAGGUGCAGAGGUGGUCUCAAACUAAGCUUUGCGUUUUUGUCAAACUUGCUUGCACAGAACUUGGUUUGCAAGGUCAUGUGUCCACUGCUACUUAUCUUGUUCGGUCUCUUCCUCCACACCUUCCUCCCGAAUUCAUCGCAAGUGCCGAGACAGAAAUUCUGAAACUCCGUGUUUGCACCCUGGUGACAGAUCCGAGAUCUGGAACAGGCAAAAUGGUGCAGCAUAAGUGGGUGGUGCUCACCCUGCUAUGGGCAACGCAUCCUGCUUGGCCGCCGCCGCCCCUCCAGAUUAGGUUGCCAUUUCUCCCUUCUUUAGGUUGUCUCCGUGUGGCGCUCGGUGAGGGCGACAGCGCUCCUGCGGACCGUGUGUGCCAGAAUGCUAUCAAUGAGGUCACUGAGCGCCCCACCGUGCCGGGCCAGCCUCGCAGCAAACACUGCCAGCGAGAACUACCCACUUCCGCACGACAGGCGCUUGCCGCCCCUACUGGACUCGACAGCCCAGGCAGAGCAGCAAGCCUGCAACCCUCAUUCGGGGAGUCUCCCUUGCAUUGCGACGACCGCGGCCGUACCCGCCCACCCUUUUUACCCCACCGCGCUCCGCCCCGCCGGCGGCUCCGGGCCCGCCCAGGUGGAGGUACUCCUACCGCCCCUCCGGACUUGGGGGCCUUGCCGCCGCCACAACUGCAUUCUGGCCCGGCCUGGCGUCGGGAGGGGAGGGAGGAGGAGGGGAGAGUGAGAUAGAGGGAAGGGAGGAAGGAAAAAAGAAAGGGAGGUGAGCUGAGGUGCCGUGCCCUGCAAUGCCGCCUCCGCUGGUCGGCUUGUCUCUGCUUUCUGCAGCCGGUGUGGAGGCAGCCCCCAACAGGGAUCCCGAAAUGCUGAAAGUCACCAUGCCCUCCUCUUCAUCCUCCUCUUCAUCUUCCUCCGGCUCCUCGGCCGCCGGCCGCCCCGAAUCCGCCACGCCCGACUACUGGAUCGAUGGUUCCAACAAAGACACCUUGGCCCACUACUUCGAGCUGGAGUGCGAGCUGGGACGUGGAGCUACAUCCAUUGUCUACAGAUGCAGGCAGAAAGGGACGCAGAAACCUUACGCCGUCAAAAUGUUGAAGAAGACAGUAGAUAAGAAAAUUGUUCGCACAGAAAUUGGAGUUCUUCUUCGCCUCUCACAUCCAAACAUUAUAAAACUGAAGGAGAUAUUUGAAACCCCUACAGAAAUCAGUCUUGUUCUGGAACUGGUCACAGGUGGAGAACUAUUUGACAGGAUUGUGGAAAAAGGUUACUAUAGUGAACGAGAUGCUGCUGAUGCUGUUAAACAAAUCCUGGAGGCAGUUGCUUACCUACAUGGAAAUGGGAUUGUGCAUCGUGACUUGAAGCCAGAAAAUCUACUCUAUGCAACACCAGCACCAGGUGCACCACUAAAAAUUGCUGACUUCGGACUUUCCAAGAUUGUGGAAGAUCAGGUGACCAUGAAGACAGUUUGUGGGACUCCAGGGUAUUGUGCACCAGAGAUACUACGGGGAUGUGCCUAUGGCCCUGAGGUGGACAUGUGGUCUCUGGGGAUUAUCACCUACAUCCUACUUUGUGGUUUUGAACCAUUCUAUGAUGAAAGGGGAGAUCAGUACAUGUUUAAGAGAAUCCUGAAUUGUGAAUAUGACUUCGUGUCCCCUUGGUGGGAUGAUGUGUCUCUGACUGCCAAGGAUUUAGUUAAAAAGUUGAUUGUCUUAGACCCCAAGAAACGCCUCACUACUCUACAGGCUUUGCAGCACCCAUGGGUCACAGGGAAAGCAGCAAACUUUGCACAUAUGGACAAUGCACAGAAGAAACUUCAAGAAUUCAAUGCCCGGCGCAAGCUUAAGGCUGCAGUAAAAGCUGUGGUGGCAUCAACUCGCCUCGGCAGUGCCAGCAGUCACAGCGCACAUGACAGCAACAAGCACAGCUCUAACCCAUCUCCUGUCCAUGAUGGCAAACCUGAAAAGAAACCAACUCAGGAAGCAGAAGCAGCUGUAGAAGAAAUGUCUUAGGUCAAUAUGUUUCCUUGUUUCAGCUGAGAUCUGUCAUUUCAUACAACAGCUAACUUGUCAUUCAGCAAGAGAGAUGGGUAAGCUUGGCAUCUCUGGUUCUGCUUUGGUGUACCAGAUGCACUGGCUGGUGAUCCUACCAUCAAUGCAUGUGACUGCUUGUGAAAAUAGUAAACUGUUCCGUAAGGCAUGUCAUUGAAACAGUAUUAUUUGCAGUAAUACCAGCAGGUAAAAACAUGGGGAUGAGUAACUAUUUACCACAAUGCAUAUGCUUCAUACACAGUGUUUCUAGAAGUCAUUUGAAACACAAUACUAUUUAAUUUGGUUUUAUUAAAAUAGAUGUCUUCUGUAUGUCAUGAACUGUUUCCUUCCAGAUCCGUAGUCCUGCAGCAUACAAAUUGGAAGGAAAUACCAAGCCAAUGCUUUUAAAGUUGAUAUAUGAAAUAGUGCUUUUUAUCUGUAAAAUUAAAAAAGUAUUUGGGGAUUUAUAUGCAAAAAACAUUCCACUACUUCUAGGAAGAAACUGAAAUGUUAAUUCAGCUGGACAUGAAAAUGUACAUUCCUCAAGCUUAUUGAGAAUGCCUUAUUCUGAAUUUUCCUAUUUGAUAUACAGCAUUUUAAUGACAACCAAAAUUACUCAAAUUUAUGCCAUUUCAUUCUCUAGCAAAGUGUUAACAAAACAAAGUGAUAUAUUGAAAGAGGGUCAGAGUGGAUGCAAAUUUUUAAAAUAUUAUUAUAUUUAUUCACUGACUUCUGAACUGUGCAGCUAGAAGAUAUUUUGAUAGGGCCUAAGGGAAUAAUUAGCAGUUACAUAAGUUGUAAAUGCUCAAAGGAAGCUAUUCCAUAAUUUACUGAAUUUGCUCUGGGGAAAUGAACUUAUAUGAGGUCUGGGACCAAGCAAGCAUAAUCUAGUUGCUUCCUAAAUAGCUGAACCUCAGGAGUAACCAGUUUCUGCAUAAUUAGUCCAGAUUUUCCUAACAAAGGGCCCCUCCUGUGAAGUGAUCCACCACCACAGAUCUCUCAUUCAUCCAGAGCUCCUGUGUUUAAGUUAAAAGCUGUGUGCAUGGAUCAGCUUGCAAAAUUAUGGCUAGGCUCUUCAGUAAUCUUGAAGUUUUAUUGAAUGUAAUUGAUAGGAAUUGAAAAACCUGACAUGCAUCAGUAUGUACGACCAUUUACAUCUAUCUGUUAUCACUUUGAUAGCAACUGUCAUCAAUAUUACAUACAUGGCAAAAACAUGAUGUACAACGUCAUUUGUGUUUGUGAAACUUUUUAAUACUGUUAGCUACCUAACACCCUAACUCAAAGUUUCUCUUUAAUUGUUUUUAUGUUAAUAGGCCUUGCAAAGCUCACCUUGAAAAAAAUAAGUAAUUAAUAAAACUUUCAGUAGCUGCAUUUCCUGAUUAAAUUAAAUACAUUGUUAUUCAUAUGGUAGGUUUGAGAAAUAAAAUGUAAUCUAGAUUAACAUAAAAAGGAGUAUGAAAGAUACUGUCUUUACUAGAUAAGAAUGCAUGCUGAUGAGUGUAUGGUACUUGAGAUUUUUUUUAUCCAUUUCUUAUAACUCUUUGCAUGUGUACGAACAGGUUUGCUAAUUAAGAGUGUCUGAAAUUUAAAGUACAUAUAUCCAUCCUUUUUCCAGGUGACACACUUAGAGGUCAGAUGAAAUAGCUUUUGGAGCAUUUUAUCUGUGUACAGGCCAACAAGACACUUUUGCAGAUAUUCCCUAAAAAAAACACACAACCUCCUCCCCAAAACCAACAAAACAAAGGAACCAACCAACCAAAAAAAAAAAAAAACAAAAAAAAAAAACAACCCCAAAAACCCACAAAAAACCACCGAACAACCAAAACCCCAACACUAAGAAUAAUCACCUUAAAAAGACAGCAAAAAAUGAAACAGGUGGAUAUAUCUAUCACCUUCACCAAUCUUUCCUAUCUCCUGUAAGGUGACUGCAGAAGAAAUGCAUUUCUCAGCAACAGGUCUCCUCCACAGGAGGAGAAGUGGUGAAGCCAUCAAAGUUCAGUCAAUGAGGAGAUUCAGCAAGAGGUUGAAUUUCUUUUGAGUUUCCUCCUUUGUUUGGGUUAGUUGCUUCUAAUCUGCAGAAAUGGAGCCAGCUGCACAUUCUUUGAACACUUCUGUGUGUUUGAGUCAAAAUAUGUUCAUCUGUGACAUGGUUUGCUGAGCUAAAAAGUAGUCCCACCUGAUUCUUCACAUUAUUCUUUGCUGAAUUAUGUCAUAGCAUAUCAUAAGUAUGAAUCAGUGCCAUGAAGCUGGAAACCCCAGCGUGACAGCAUAAUCUCAAAGUCAUCUCAGUCUUCUACAUAUAGGCUCUGGGGCUUCAGUUAGUUUUACUUCAUUUAUUAUGCUCAACAUGAAACAACUGAGGAGUCUGGGCUGAAUAAAUUACUCAUAUGUGGCUCAAUGAAGUAGUGUGUUUGGCUUAUGUGACAGUACUAUACAGAAGGAAUAGUGACACAAAGGUGUAUUCAUGUAACUGAAGAAAGAGUGUUAGAUGCAUCAUUUUUACCUGAAAGAUCACUUCCUGGUAGACAUAAUUCUGACAUAAUUCAGACUCAGAAUUGCCACACCCAUGUCUUACUGUAGCUGAAAAACCACACAUGAAAACUACUGGAGGUGGACCAGCUCCACAUCUGUUGUUGAAAUCAGGUAGAACAUUAUUGAUGCUCUUUUCUGUUAAAAUUCUAUGCUUUACAUUUUUCAAAUAUUCAAUAUAUUAGCGAAGUUCAACAAAUACAGAAGGAGAAACCUUGUAAUCUUUUUUAAGAAUUUAACUGUGCAUCUGAGCAGAACUUUUUUUUAAAGGCAAAUUAUAGUAUAGUAUUUGAGAACUAGGCUGAGGAUUUGAUUACUGUUACAUGGCUAACAAUGCCCUGCUUUUGCACAACAGACUUUUUUACAAGUUCAGAACAUUCACUCCAAAGCAAAACAGAUUUCAUAUACUUUCAAUUUUGCUCGCAGUUUUGCAGAUGGCACAGUAAGUUGCACUGCAUAAGCCUGAUGCUGGUUUGCUAGCUGAAGUUUACUUUGCAUUAUGCUAGCAUGUUUUGAAGACACAGACACAAUGUACUAAAACUUUUGAAUGCAAAAGUGCAUCGAGGCAAAAGUUUGUGAUACUGCAUCUGCUUCAGAAGGAGGGCACUAAAGUCUCUGCCCCUGCAGGAAAGCAGGCUGUCUGGUACACAGAGGGAAGUGACAGAAACUUCCCAGCAUCUCCUUUGCAAUGACUGCCUCAGCAAAGAAAGCACAGUGCUCUGAAGUGCAGGAUAAAAGAGGUAACCAAACUUUUGGGAAGGCACUAAGAACAUUACUCAUAGAGUAAUGCACUCGACAGAUUCAAGAGCAGCUGACAAAUCUGACAGUGCAGUGCUGCUGAAACCUGCCAAGUGUCAGAUGUCUCUUCUCCCACUCACUGGCAGCUUACAGCUCUUUCUGGGUGCUCCAUGGGGUCCACGGACUGGAAAAAAAAAGAUGAACCAUAAAGGGAUGCAAACCCAAGAAGUCAUUUGAUCAGAAAUGCAUGUUAACACUUAUUCUUGAAACCAGACUUUCAAAUGGGAAAAUAGAAAACAUCCCUUUAAGUUUUACUCUCUAUAUUAUCGUACAAUGCUCUGAAGUGCUGCUAAGUUCUCAGGCAGGCAGAAAGAAGUAGCUAACACUGUGGAAGCAGCUCUAUACAGCUCAAUAGGAGCAAACACAUACUUCCUAGUAGUAAAUUGCUCUUGAAUCUGUCAGAUGAUUUUAUUCCUGCUCCUUGAGUUGCUUUUGUUCCCUAAAAGAGUGCAUUUGUACAAGUGACUCUGUGAGUCCCCCUGGUGUGGUCUGGCUUCUACUUUCCCUCUUCAUUUCCUAGACUCAUAUUGUUUUCUGGCACCUUCUGUUUCCUUUAUCAAAAGCCUAUAUACCUUGCCAAGAGAAAUAGCUGAGUGCUGUGCAAUAAAUGCAAGACAGAAACAGAAAAGUAUUUAGCAUCUUGAGCUAGUUUCCCAAUAGAAUAUGAAGGCACCUGGGCUGUUGUAGAUGCUUUGACUGUACAAGCUGCUAACACUUGGAGUGAGGCACUCAGAGCAAAGUGACGCAAAGUGGCACAAGAAAAGCACCAUGUCAGGCUCUGAUACACAGUACCAGGAGUCUCUUUCAUCAAUGAUAUAUUUUUAAUUUCCACAGAGAUUUGGUUUAGAUCAACCCAAAGAAGCAAAUCAAACUUAGGAACUCAGAGAAAAA